AAAUGGAAUAAACAAGCCCCGGCCCGGGCCCAUUGACGAGCCGCCUCCGCCCCUCUCCCCCGGCGGGCUGAGCCGCGCGGCCCCUUUAAGAGAAGCACAGUCUCGCCCCCUACUCCCCCCUUCCGGAGUCGGAGCUCCGGGUGACGGCGGCGGCUCCCGCGGCCCCUCCCCAUGGUGCUGAGGCUGGCGGCGUUGCCAUGAACAGCGGCGGCCUCCCCUGCCCGUCCCCGGCGGGCCCGUCCCCGGUGGCGGGGGCCCCGGCGGGGGUCGGGGCGGUGGGGGUCCCGGUCCCGGCCCCCGGCGCGGGGCUGAAGCUGAAGUUCUGCCGCUACUACGCCAAGGACAAGACCUGUUUCUACGGGGAGGAGUGCCAGUUCCUGCAUGAGGAGCCCGGCGCCGCCCCCGCUUGCCCCGGGCCCCCGCCCGCCCUCGGGGGGCUCCCGCUCGGCCUGCCCGGCCCCAGCGUCCCCGCCGCCGGGCCCGGCUACCCGCACGGGGCAGCCCCCGGAGCGGCGGCGGCGGUGGGGCCUAAGAAGGCCGAGCUGGGGGGCAGCCACGGCGCCGGCGGAGGAGGAGGCGGCGGGGGGCUGGAUGGACCGCGGCUGGCGAUUCCUGGAAUAGAUGGCGGUGGUUUAGCUGAUGCUGGUCUCACAGAUUCCUACUUUAGUACCAGCUUCAUUGGUGUUAAUGGAUUUGGAAGUCCUGCUGAAGCAAAAUAUCCCAUGAUGCAGAGGAUGACAAAUAGCAGCAGUUCCCCUAGCCUUCUCAAUGACACUGCCAAGCAGUAUGCAGGCCAUGACCCACUGACUUCACCGGCUUCAUCCUUGUUUAAUGACUUUGCUGCCCUCAGUUUAUCUCAAAGGAGAAAGCCAAGGAAGUAUCGACUGGGGAUGCUGGAGGAGAGGAUAGUUCCGGUGGGAUCAAAGGCACGAAAAUCAAAGAACGCUAUUGGCUGUCUGGCUGACAGGUGUAAAACAGGAGUACCCAUCAAUAUGGUUUGGUGGAACAGAGUCACAGAAAACAAUUUUCAGACCCCAAAUCCUACUGCAAGUGAGUUUAUUCCGAAAGGAGGAUCAACUUCCAGGCUGAAUAAUGUUUCUCAGUCAAGUAUGUCUGCCUUCUCUCAAGCCUUGUUCUCUCACCCUUCCAUGGGAAGUCCUGCUACUGCUGGACUAGCUCCAGGAAUGUCACUGUCUGCAGGAUCUUCUCCUCUUCACUCCCCUAAAAUUACUCCUCACACAUCUCCUGCUCCUAGAAGAAGAAGUCAUACUCCAAACCCAGCAAAUUAUAUGGUGCCUACUAGUGCCUCUACUCCUGUUACUAAUGCUGUCUCCCAACCUCCAUCUACUGGCCAGGUGAUUCAGAAGGAAACUGUGGGUGGAACAACAUAUUUCUACACUGAUACAACUCCAGCCCCUCUCACAGGAAUGGUAUUUCCAAACUAUCACAUUUACCCUCCCACUGCACCUCAUGUUGCUUAUAUGCAGCCAAAAGCAAAUGCACCUUCCUUCUUCAUGACAGAUGAACUCAGACAGGAGCUGAUCAACCGACAUUUAAUAACAAUGGCUCAAAUUGAUCAAGCAGAUAUCCCUGCAGUCCCUACAGAAGUUGACAGCUACCACAGCCUUUUCCCUUUAGAACCACUGCCACCACCCAAUCGGAUACAGAAAACAAGCAACUUUGGGUACAUUACAUCAUGCUACAAAGCUGUAAAUAGCAAAGAUGAUCUGCCAUAUUGCCUUCGGAGGAUACAUGGUUUCCGUCUUGUUAACACAAAGUGUAUGGUAUUGGUUGACAUGUGGAAAAAAAUUCAACACUCAAAUAUUGUAACUCUGCGUGAAGUGUUUACCACUAAAGCAUUUGGAGAACAUUCUCUUGUGUUUGCAUAUGAUUUUCAUGCUGGAGGAGAGACUAUGAUGAGCAGACACUUUAAUGACCCUAGUGCUGAUGCCUAUUUCACUAAAAGGAAAUGGGGUCAGCAUGAUGGGCCUCUGCCCCGGCAGCAUGCUGGGUUAUUACCAGAGUCUCUUAUUUGGGCAUAUAUUGUGCAGCUCAGCUCUGCAUUGAGGACCAUUCAUACAGCAGGAUUAGCAUGUCGAGUUAUGGAUCCAACAAAGAUUCUAGUAACGGGCAAAACAAGGUUACGAGUGAAUUGUGUUGGAGUCUUUGAUGUUUUAACAUUUGAUAACAGUCAGAAUAAUCCACUGGCACUAAUGGCUCAGUUUCAGCAAGCAGAUCUGAUCUCACUAGGAAAAGUUGUGUUGGCAUUGGCUUGCAAUUCUUUGUCAGGAAUUCAGAGAGAAAAUUUGCAGAAAGCUAUGGAACUGGUGACAAUCAACUAUUCCUCUGAUCUGAAGAAUCUGAUUUUGUAUUUGCUGACUGACCAGAAUAGGCUUCGCAGUGUAAAUGAUAUCAUGCCUAUGAUUGGUGCACGAUUCUAUACUCAACUGGAUGCUGCUCAAAUGAGAAACGAUGUUAUAGAGGAAGACCUUGCAAAGGAGGUGCAGAAUGGAAGGUUGUUUAGGCUUCUAGCAAAAUUGGGAACAAUCAAUGAGAGACCAGAAUUUCAGAAAGACCCAACUUGGUCAGAAACUGGAGACCGAUAUCUACUGAAGCUCUUUCGGGAUCAUCUUUUCCAUCAGGUGACAGAAGCGGGCACUCCUUGGAUUGACCUCAGUCACAUUAUCUCAUGUCUUAACAAGUUAGAUGCUGGUGUGCCAGAAAAAAUAAGCCUCAUUUCCAGAGACGAGAAGAGUGUACUUGUGGUAACUUACAGCGAUUUAAAACGCUGCUUUGAAAAUACUUUUCAAGAACUAAUUGCAGCCGCAAAUGGUCAGUUGUAGUAUUUGCUGAAAGCAUGCAGGACAUUGCUGAGGAACUUCACCAAUAGCAAAUUGCACUACAGCUGAACUGUUGUUGUCAUCUCAUUUCAUAUUUGGGAAACAAACAGGAGAUGAGCAAAGCUGCUUGCACUUCAGUCAGGUACACUGUUACUUGAAGGGAAGAAUGUUUCAUUUAUCCUAGAGCUAUGGCUGCCAUUGGAGGCUUUAUCUGUGAAGAAUUUAUUUUAGAUUAAGGAACACAUCAGGUGCAUGAUGUUCCUGCUUUUAUUUUUUCCACUUGUAUAUGCACUAAUUUUAAUUUUUUUAAGACUUUUCUGAUCUCUGAUGUUUUGCCACAUUGUAUACUUAUUAAGGGAAACUCUUUGCAAGGACAUUUCUGGGAUACAUUUUUGUCACUGAGGAUAUUGCUCAAUUUAUUCAUUUUGAUAUUAUUUGCACCCAGAAUAGCAUAAAGGACCAGGGAAAUAAUUUCAUAGAAAUUGUGUUCUAUAAAUGAGAGUUUAGUUUGUAAUCUCUGUAAAAGUGUGUUGUAUGCGAGCUCUGUAUGCCACCCACGGUUAGUUAACAAACCAACCAGAAGAUGCAUAUUUAAAAAAAAAAUCAAGUAUCAGUGAAUUGACAUGUAUAAAAUCCCUUCUCAUUUAAGCCUUGUCUAAGCAAAGUGACAAAAUAGCAACCUUUGAAACACCUAUAAUUUAAGGGGCAUAUCAAAUUUGCUCUAAACACAACCAGCGCCUUUAAAAACUGUUUGUAUGUUUUCCUGCUAGUCAGCUGCAUUUACAUUUAUGCAAUUUUUUUUAACAGAAUUUUUUUAAAGAAAUUGUGUUAAAUGCCUGAAGUUUCAGGAGUGUAUUACUUUAGGUUAUUUACAGUAUAAUUUUCGUAUAAAGUUCUGUUCUUUGAACCACAGCUUUAUUAUGGUACUCUACACUGGAUACAGAAACAAAGACACUGUUAAGAAGAUUAACUAAACACAGCAGUUGUCUGGCAUCAAGAGCUUUUGAAGUUUUACAACCUGAAUCUGGAGGGAUAAUGAUCUGCUGUGCCUUUGCAGUCACUGCUUAGCCCAAAGUAAUAUUACUUUUGAUAAUACUCAACACAUGAAUAUUCCUGAAGUAAUUCAGUCUGGAAUUUUCCUCCUCAAUUAACUUUCUAAUAUUUGGACAUGCAGUUGUCUCCAAACUUGGGUAUUCCUGGGAUUUAUAGUAAAAGAUAAACACCUACACUUUGAUAUUGAAGACUGCCAAAUAUGUAGGAAUUUCCUUUCGUAAAGCAGUAGUGAAGACUGUAUCUAUCCUUUCCCAGCACUGAAUAUUUUAAUAGCACUGGGUGCUCACCAUGAAGAAAAUGUGGAAACUCAAAAGGUCAGGACAGACUCUAAGCACUUGCAACUGAUGUUACUGACAUCAAUUUUAAUAAUUCUCAAUAUUUGUAGUUUUCAGAGAAGUUUUUAAUAUUUCUCUGUCCACUUUUAUAAGCUUUAAAAUGAUUCUCCGCCUUGAGACUUGCAUCAAGAAAAGCAACUCUCUUCACAUCGAAAGCUUUGAAGACUAGGGACGUGCUUUACAUAUUUUAGAAAAUGUGGUUGAGUCUGCAUUUGGUAGCAUCAGUUGUUGAGUUAAAAAUCAAUUAUUGUUGCAUUUGAUCUGAAUGAAUUUUAAAAGUAACAUAAUGUUUAAUAUUCAAAGGAUGACAAUUGCCACAAUAUUGUUCUUUUUAAUGUAAAAGGAACAGGAACUUUGAGAAGUGAACAUGCAAAACAGUCUUUUAUCAUUAGCUCAUGUAUUUGAGGAAGAGCAGCUGUCUUUUAUAUGUUUUUUGACAAAUCAUAUUGUAAUUCUUUUGUACAAAAAAGAAGUACUUGUAUACUAGAAGAAAUAUGAAAUGCUUAAUUUAUAAGCGGGCUGAGGUUUUUUCCAGUAUUGUUUUCUUUGAAAAUGAAAGGGGAUCAUCUGUUCAGUUGUGGGGUUUGGGAACCUUUGGAAAAUUUAAUUUGUGGACCAAUAUUUUGUGAAAGUUAAGGCAGGGGUAAAAUAGGGCUUGAAUUCUCAUCCUUCCUAGACCAGCAAACCAUCCUCUGUGAGACAAGUCUAGAAUGCAAACUUACAUGUAUUUGCAUAAUGUCAGUUUGCUUCAGCCCCUAGUAACCUCAGGACUUGGUUUAAAAAAAAAGAAAAAAGAAAAAAAAAAAGUAGACAGCUAAUAAGUUUUCAUAAGUAACUACUGUCAGCCAGAAAACAUUUGGUGUCAGGUAAUACAUAAAAGAAAUAAUUGUUGAGCUUUGUUUUCUAUUUAUUUCAUUUGGUCCAUAUUUGGGAAUGAUUUGAACAGUCUGAAGUUCUGCUUGGGUGUUUUUUGGGGAGAGCCCUUCUACCGCAUUUUAAUUCCAUUAAGAAGGUUGUCCUAAAGUUAUAAUCUCUUCCAUUCCGACGAAGAGCUGUAUGUGUAUAGUUAAAAAAACAAAAACCACCCAGGACAUACCCUGCCAUGUGGGAAAUUAUUGUGAUCUUCCUAUCUUUACAGCUAAAAGCACAGAAAGGACAACCUUUGAAAUCAUGUGAUGUUAGUCAUUUUAAUUUUUGUACCUGUUUUUAAAUUCUGUCUAUGUAUUUACUACACUGUAAAUGUUUGAGGGUACCUAUGUAUUUUAUUUUAUUUUUUUUUGGCCCUUGUUUCAGUAAUUCAAAUGUCAACAGCUUUCCCUAAAAAGCACCAGUAUGUUAAGUUCUGUCAUGAUCCCAAUAUAUGUUACCCAUCUUUAAUCCUGUUUUCAUUCUUCAUAUGUACAGCAGUAUUUUUAAUAAAGAAUACCAGAAAUAACGUAGCCUUCUUUUGAGCAUGCUAAGUGCUGUAGUUGGGUAGUGCUUUUCACAUCUUAAGUAUUGGAAGUAUAUUGCAUUCCAUCAUAUUCCUUUUGUAUUUCAGUCUGUAAAUGACUCCAGCACAGGGUUGUAACAAUCAUGACUUGCAAACUGCAUUUAAUGUUUUUCACUUACAGUAAAUCACAUGGCCUACAAUUUCUAGAUACUGUUCACUAGACAUAGUAAUGUGCAUUUCCUUAACUUCCAAGUCAAAGUAGUAGCUCCUUUUUGCUUGUAUUAAAUCAGGCCCACAUUACUAGAUUAGCCCGAAUUCUGAGAAACUGUAUUAAAAAUACCUUUACGUCCAUGUUUAUUAAGCUCUCUUGUCCAAUGACAAUAUGUACGUUAGCUUCUCUGAAAAUUACACAUGGGAUAACUGACCUCUUUGAUGCCCAGGAUUAUUUGUUCUGUAUUGUUAACCAGCAAAAGUGACUUACUGGUGGGGUAAAGUCCUCUGUACCCAUACCCCCCAUGCCACAUGUUUAUGUAAUUGUAAAGUCAUGAAAAUUUUGUAAAAUACAUGUGAAAUUGUCAAUAUCUUUGUUUUUUUUUCCUUGCAUAAACUUAAUCUGGACUGUUGGUCCCUUAAAUUGCAUUAUUGCUUUAGAAAGUUUAUUUUGCACAUAUGACUAAAAUAAAACUGCAGCAAGCUUGCUUGGUGCACUCUUCUCAAAA
Molecule: messenger RNA, 6379 nt
Organism: Malaclemys terrapin pileata
Lineage: Eukaryota; Metazoa; Chordata; Testudines; Emydidae
Gene: PAN3
Product: poly(A) specific ribonuclease subunit PAN3
Exons: 19
Coding region: 198-2843 (881 amino acids)
Biological process (GO): mRNA processing; nuclear-transcribed mRNA poly(A) tail shortening; protein phosphorylation
Cellular component (GO): PAN complex; P-body
Molecular function (GO): poly(A) binding; ATP binding; metal ion binding
Source: RefSeq, a predicted model, not a curated record